UUUUUUUUUAACUAUUUUUUCUUUCUCUCUCUCCUUCUUAUCCAUCUUUUUAUUUCAUAUGCAAUUCUCAAAGGUCUUACGUGCUGGUCAUCAACCUAUGAUUCGUUUCGUCGGAUCAAGACAAGCUCUUUGGAAAGAAACUCCUCCUCAUCAUGGUCCUCAUCCAUUGACACCUGCCAAUCUAGAAAAACAUGUACCAAAACCCGAACCUGUUACCCGUUCUACUGCUAAUGUAUCUUCUUCUACUGGUGGUAGUAUUGAAAUGAGUCAAUUGCCUUCUCGUUACAAGCGUUUACCUUUGACUGAUAUAGAAAUGGAAGCCAUCGAUCUUGGUGGUGCCAAUCUCAUUUACUAGUUUUAUCAAAUAGAUUAGACUACGUUUUUGCCCAAUAACACUCUUCAGUUUAUCCCUUCACUUUUUUUAUCAUCACGCAUAUACAUAUCUUCCUCAGACAUUGUUAUUUGUAUUAUUUUUAUAGCUAUACUCAAUAAAAACUUAUUACAUAUUUCAUUUACAUGA
Halteromyces radiatus is the source of this 520-nucleotide messenger RNA. RefSeq lists its product as uncharacterized. The record is from RefSeq and is a predicted model, not a curated record. The transcript is spliced from 3 exons. Lineage: Eukaryota; Fungi; Mucoromycota; Mucoromycetes; Mucorales; Cunninghamellaceae. Gene Ontology annotation, biological process: 2-oxoglutarate metabolic process. The coding region runs from base 59 to 355 and encodes 98 amino acids.